CCGUCCCCUUUUAACUUGACCAGCUGAAAUUGCGUCUUCUUACAGGGCCGUCCAAAUCACUGUUGGAUGUCCCGUUGUAAGGACAUCAGUUGGCUUCCGCGGCCACGUGUUGACAGCAGUCUCUGUAAGCAGCAUGGAGUGCGAACUCACAUCUGCGCCGAGUGCACCCACCAAAUCUGAGCCACGUAAGUUUUGCUUUGAUUCCGGUGAAAACGCUACUCUGGCUAAAUCCUUGGGUGAUAUAAUGUUUCUUGUUAACAUCCGGGUGAUGCAGAUAAACACCUGUGUUCCGUUCGACGUGUGUCUGGAAUGGUUCAGAAAUGCCGCACACCUUUGCAAGCUUAAUACUGGUGCCUGAAGGCAACCAGCGAAGCUGAUCAUUUCCGUUCCUAAGAGAGUUUGGGAAGACCACUUGACCCAGCUGUUUCGUCCCAUGGAGGAGAGCGAUAAUACUUUAUCCAACCCCAGAAGCUUUCAGUGGGGCAUUUCUCCCCGCAUCUUGUGUAUCUGUUGUACAGCUGCCAUGGUUGCCGAAACAGUGACAUAUCCCCUUGACAUGCUGAAAACUCGUAUACAAGUCUUCGGCGAGUUGAAACGAGUGUCUCAUCCUGGUGUUGUCAACUUAGGCUUCAGUAUCAUCAGGAACGAGGGUAUUUCGCAACUAUGGCGAGGACUUUCCCCUGCUCUCCUUCGUCAUCUGAGUACGUCCCACUUGCAUGGUAUGGAAUUGUACGCUUCACACAUUUAAUGCGGAUAUUCUGCGUAUAUAUUGGUGUUAUGAUUAGUGCUAAUCUUACCCGAAUCAAAGUAUGCCCAUAACCGUGAAACAUCCGGCGCCAUCGGAUGUAGCGGGACUUU
This is a messenger RNA of Dicrocoelium dendriticum, 858 nucleotides long. The record is from the annotation of a GenBank genome assembly. Lineage: Eukaryota; Metazoa; Platyhelminthes; Trematoda; Plagiorchiida; Dicrocoeliidae.